AUGAAGAAUAAAGGAGCCAAGCAGAGGUCCAAAAAGAAAGGAAGUGAGAAUGCAUUCGGCUGUGACUUGACAGAACAUCUACAGAAUUCAGGACAAGACGGUAAACUUGUUUCUUUCAAUGUUUAUUAUGUUGCUUCCCUUUCCCGCUGCUUCCCUUUUCUAGCACAUUUCAGCACAUUUCAUCAUGUCCCAUAAUAAUGACCAGAGUUACACAGCAACAGAGCCUAAUUAUUGGCCCAUUAUUCAACAUGUACUAGAGUUAUUGAGGGGAUUGUCAAUAUGUUUACAGAUUUAUUAGACGUAGUAUUAACCAAAUAAACAACAAAUAAUCAUAAUAAUAGUUAUGAUAAUUACAAAAAUAUUAACACAGUGUGAUCAUUUAAAAAAAAUCUACCUACAUUGGGAAAAGUUGUUUUUAGACAAAACGGGUAACAAUUUAACAACUUAGUCUAGAUUUGUAUUUAUUUAGCUAUUACAAUGUUGAUGACUGUUUGCGACAGGAUGUGUAAUGGUGCAGUUGAAUUAUCUAUAUAUGUUCAGUAUGGAACACCUCUAAGGUUUUAGGAGAAUUCAGAAUUAGAUUAUUUAACCCCAUAUAUUUUGGGAAAAUAAUGUUAAACCUCUUUGCUUUGGAUGAUUUUGUAAACUUUGUGUGAAAUUGGUUAGGAAAGAUCCAUGCUGUUUUUAACAGUUGUACACUAGAUGAUGUAGUUUAUUCAGGUCUGUGACACAGAUGUAUAUUGCAAUAUGGACAUUAAUGUACAUCUGUUUUACAUUCCAUUAAGUCCUUUAGGCUCCCACAGAGUUUUAAAUAGGGGAUUUGUGAGUUAGGGUGUGGCUCAUAGUCUUUUUGUCAACUUCCCCUGCCCACCAAGAGGCCUGUGUCUGGCUCUCUGUCUGAGGAUUCUGGGUGGGCAACACUGCUCACAGGGGGGAGUAUCAGCCAACAGAUCAUAUUUUAGAAAACAAUUGAGGAUGGGUGUGUUUACCCAGUAUUUGAAUGGAGGUCAAAUUGUAAUAUGAAGUGAGGUAAUGUGAUGUGACUUGGAAACCUUUACCUUGAACAGAUUUAACCGAUUUAACAGAUGAACAGAUGUAACUGAUUUGAUACAGUAGAUCUUUGUUACACAAUACACAUUUUUCUCUGCUACAGGGGGAGAAAGUAUAAUUUACUGUAUAUGGUUAAUAUGAUGAUACUUUUAGUUUUUAUUUGUCAAAUGGCAUAUAUAAUUACGAGUGGCUUAUGAUAUCUGAUUUAGUUGACAUGGCACUUUGAGAUAUCAGCUGUUGUUGAGUUGGUAUUGAGGUGGCUGAAAUGUCACUAACUCUGGCUGACCCUAGACAGGGAAGAGAAAGGAUGUGUAUAAUUACUUCAUUUACACAGACAAUUUACCUACGAGGAUGUUAUUUGAUUUAACAAUCAACAGCAUCUUAUUCAAUAAGCCGUAUUCUUGGAUUCCUUUUGAAUCCGCAAGAAGAUUUCUAGGCAAGCAGGAGUUUUCGUUCUGAGCAAAUACUCAAAAGUCAUGGUGACUCAAAUCCCGUUCAGACCAGCCACCAUUUUGACCACAGGCAUGUCACUGAGAGUGUCUGUUCAGAUGUGUAGUCACUAAGCAAGUUUCAUGUGGGAGAACAGACUUUCAUUCAUACUGCCCUGGGUAACCUCUGGGCAGUACGUUUCAAAACUCCAAAGAUGGAAUGAAUUGUUUUCGUUUUGCUUGGCUAAUGUUCAGCUGCAUAUGAAUAAUAUAAUCAUGUCUGUGUGCUUAUUGAUUUAUUUUUCAGGUUUAGUUGUGUUGUUCAUGAGAUAUGUUAAGAGUCUGAAAACGAGGGAAACAAUCUGUAAACUGACAUUGAUCUAUGCCACUAUAAGUUGUUGUAUAACAUACAAUAGCUCUGCAUUCUCUGGGGACACGAGAGAUUGACCUCCAUGCUUGUCAUUGCGUGGCUAAAAUGUGAAAUGAUCCACAGUCACUGUGGCACUGGCCAGAUGGUUCCUUAUACCUUUGUAAAGAGUUCUGGGAAGUGCCUCAUCUAGUGUAUCUGUGAAGUGGAAAUGCCUGGUAGCAAAGUGGGAAGGUCUAUUUAGCUUAAAUUAGUUGAGCUUUGAGUCUCAAGUGCUUUACUUGAGGGAUAGAGGAGCUUACAGGAACAUUGCGCACUGUGUAUUUCUCUUCUAAGGUUCUUGCAUACAUUGGCUUGCUGAUUUCAGUCCAGAGUGGAACAACUUCAGCAAAAAUAAGUGAGCUAUAUCCUAUGGUUUUUAUUUUAGCAUAGCAAGGAGGGACACUAACUGAUGUAGUCUAUGCCAUACUGUGCAAAAGCGGAGCUAUACAUUUUUCAUUUCCAGUUGAAAUGUAUUAUAAAGAUGUUCUUUGAUUUACAAGUAUUCAUUAGUGUGGAAAGCAACCCUACACUCCUCUCGAAUACAGCAUCAUAGAUAACAUAUUUUAAAAAUAGAGACAUUACAGUUUGGAAAGCAAUAGAGAAUUGGGUGGUAACAUUUGAAAGGCCAUUUUCUAUUAGAGGAAGUGUCGCAAGUAUUACCAGCUGCAAGGAUUGGGUGUGUCAACCUUCCUCUGAAACAAACAAACCAUUUUUAACUUCCUGUGAAAUUCCACCUUCUUAACAAUCAGCAACCCUAUGGAAUACAAAGCCAAGCUACAGCGUAAAGUAUGUUUAGUGGGAUUUAAAAGAAGAAUAAGUACUAAUACAAUUUAUACUAAUGACAAUUGGUUUCUCCCGAACUAUCCUCCUCACGCUUCUCUGUCCUUUUCUGCCAUGGAAAAAAGGGUUGUCUCAAAGAAUGAGCCAAAGAUCCAGAUUCUGACUCUGUUUAUAGCACUUACAGCAUUAAACUGACCCUGUCCAGUUCAUAGAGGCACUCUCUGUCCUUCCUCUUUCUGCUUCAUGUCAGCAGUUGAAAUGGAAUGCCAGUAUUUUCCCAACUGCUAAAACCCAAGUUGCCACGUUUUCCAUCCACCUCCCUAGAUUGUAGACAUGGCAUUACAUUUAAAAAUAAUAUAAUGAAAGAUAUUCAGUUGAACAUAAUUUCUACUAAAACGAGAAUGUUGCCUCUUACAGAACACCUAAAGACACGUAACUUUGUAUAUUAUAAUUUCUCUCAUAAAUGACAGCUUAUUCAAAUACCUUCAUUACAACAUCAAUUACAGUUUAAUAUGACCACCCUAUUAUAUGCUGACCUUCACUUCUCAAGACUGGACCCCCAAAAUGUUUUUAUUUGGUUUGCCAUGUGUGUGUGUCUUUUCAUGUCGAAUCGAUGGUUGAAACAAUAUUUGUUUUUCUUCUUUUUGCAGUUCCUCAAGUUUUAAAGACGUGUGCAGAGUUCAUUGAGAAACAUGGCGUUGUUGAUGGGAUAUACAGACUCUCAGGGGUCACCUCCAAUAUCCAGCGACUCAGGUAACUAUUUUAACCACAUACUGUGCCUUCCAAAAGUAUUUUGACAGGGAAGUCAAAAUUGCAGUUUGGGCUCUAUACUAAGCAUGUUUGAGUAGUACGUUUAUAGAUUUAGGCCAUUAUGGACAUAUCAUGUUGUACAACUUUAGUUUAUUCAAUAUAAACCAUUAGCAGGCUACAUUUCAAUCUUACAAAACUGCCUACACAUACUAGAGGAGUGUGGAAGCAUCAUACACCUUCAGCUGUAUUGAUACCCAUGUGUUUGUGUGCUUACUUACAGACAGGAAUUUUGCGCUGAGUUGUGCCCUGACCUCACAAAGGAAAUGUACCUCCAGGAUAUCCACUGUGUGGGCUCCUUAUGCAAGCUGUACUUCAGGGAGCUACCCAAUCCUCUACUCACUUAUGAGCUUUACAAGAAAUUCACUGUGAGUACUGUUCAAAGAGGCAGGGUUUCUACCUAUCAAAAUCAAAUCCAAAUCAAAUGUUAUUGGUCACAUGCGCCGAAUACAACAGGUGUAGACUUUACAGUGAAAUGCUUAAUUAAGAGCCCAUUCCCAACAGUGCAGAGUUAAAAAGUAAGACAAAUAUUUGCUAAAGAAAAAAGAAAAUAGUAACACAAUAAAAACAAUAAUGAGGCUAUAUACAAGGAGCCCCAGUACAGAGUCAAUGUGCAGGGGUAAGGUAGUUGAGGUAAUUGAGGUAAUACAAUAUGUACUGUACAUGCAGGGGUACGAGGUAGUUGAGGUAAUAUGUAUAUGUAGGUAGGGGUAAAAGUGACUAGGUAAUCAGGAUAUAUAAUAAACAGAGUAGCAGCACCGUAUGUAAAGUGUGAAAGUGUGUCUAUGUGUGAGUGUGUGUGGCAUCAAUAUGCAUGUGUGUGUGUGUGUGUGUGUUGGAGUGUCAGUGUAGUAUGUGUGAGUGUGUGGGUAGAGUCUAGUGAGUGUGCAUAGAGCCAGUGCAAGGGAUUCAGUACAACACAUCUAUAAUGUAUCUGUAAUGUGCAAAACAUCUGUAAUGUAUCUGUAAUGUGCAAAACAUCUGUAAUGUAUCUGUAAUGUGCAAAACAUCUGUAAUGUAUAUGUACUGUGUCCACUUUGGUCACAACAAUCCCUGUUUGAUUUACAUGAGAAAUUAGUCAUUUAAUACGGUGGCGCAUUCAAAGAAAGAAUGAUGUGCAGCACUGAUAAUACUUGACUUCGUCUUCUACUGUGUAGGAAGCCGUCUCAGUCCAGGAGGAUCAUGAAAGACUACAGCGUAUCCAGGGCGUCAUCAAAGAGCUACCAAUCCCCCACUUUAGGUAAGACUCACUUCAGACCUUUGUUGCCCCUGUAAAGGACCUUUCCAAUGCUUAUAUGUGGUUAAUAAGCUAAAAGAAAGUGUGUGUCCUCUCUCUUCAGGACUCUGGAAUAUCUUACCAAGCAUUUGUCCCACCUGGCCACUUUAAGCCCCCAGACUAACAUGCACACCCGCAACCUGGCCUUGGUGUGGGCUCCAAAUCUGUUGCGGUGAGCUCUGCACAUAUUGUACAGAAACCUAUAUCACUUUAUCCAAGAACAUAGUAAAACAGUUAUGUGAUAACUACGUUUGGUUUGAGUUAUACUUUCUCUCUUGGCUUUGUGUUUUGUAGCUCUAAAGAUAUUGAAGUUGCAUCCUGCAAUGGGGACAUGGCUUUCCUGGAGGUGCGGGUACAGCAGUCAGUGGUUGAGUUCAUUUUAAAUCACACUGAGCAGAUCUUCAACCAUGCAGCUGCACCAAUAACACCUAAAGGUAUGCAUGUCACAAUGUUUGAAAGUGUCCAAUGUGUGCAUUUAGAGAUUUCAUGAAUGUUGCCCUCUUGCUUGUGUCAUUUCUGUGGCCAUUGGAUAACGGAUUUUAUUUAUUGUCAUGCCAAAAGUAAAAACCUACACAAUGUAUUAUUACAGGACCCAGUUUGAUGUGUGGGGAGAAGUAUGCUACUCUGCCUAUCAGUGGCCAGGGUGGGCCAAUGAAACUGAUGAGCCUGGAGGAGGCCCAGGCUCGCUCCCUGAGCCCUAACCACCCAGCACGGAAAGAGCGACAACGGGAGAACAGUCUUCCAGAUACCAGCACUGCAACACUGUACCAUACUGUCAUAGACAUAUCGGAUAGCAAGUGAGAUGGAUGAGGAUUCAACUGACUGAUUUAUUUAGUAUACUCAACAAACAUGCUUAAUUCACAAAUCCUCUGGGCUGUCAGGCACCUGGAUACAUUUGGCAGUGAAAACAUGAAUAAAAAAAUACCUGAUCAAACAUACUGUAGUAUACAAUAACCCAUACACUGUACAGAGUAUGCAGUACAGUGCCUGGCAAAUCCCUAUUGUUAGUGCAUUGUUUUGCUGUACAUGCUGCUUUUAAAACCAAACAGGCCAUAUUGUUCACAAGUGUUUCUCCUUUUCUGUCAGAAGAAAGUUUUCUGGGAAAUCCAAAAAGUGGAAGUCCAUCUUCAACUUGGGCAAGUCUGUGACAGACUCUAAGGGGAAACUGAGCCGGAAUGGGAGCGUGUUCAUGAGAACACAGAACAUCACAGGUAAAUGCGCUUUAACAAUUUACUGCAGUAGGCUAAAUCAGGUUGGUUCUUGGUAGUCUUAAACAAGUCUACAGGUAGGUCAAAGUUUAAUUCAUGGAAUAGGGGUGUGGUAUAUUGUACAGUAUAUCUUAAAUGUAUGCCUACAUUCAGAUAUGGAUCUCUCUGUUAAAUAUGACUUACCCUUCCAUUUCUUGACCAGUUGUCUGGGACAGGGAUGUUAUUUCGAUGUGCCAAUUCGUAGGCAAGUUCUCUGCAUUUGAGGCUACUAAGCCCAUGAAACUGGUCCUCGAGAUUCUUGAUAUGUUUAGCAAGCUCAGACUCCAUGUCAUCAGAUAAGAUCUUGUGUUCCUCUGCUACUCUAUCAUAGCCUCUCUUUCGCACAGGUACAGUACAUGUUUGUUUUUCUUUUUUGUCAAUGUACCUCUUCAAUGUCAUUCAGUCUAUUUUUUCGUCCCUUGCUUCUGCUCAAAUGGACUUCUUCCCUUCUCUCAUUUCCUUGGCUGCUCUCUCAAGAACCUCAAGGGGGGCUAGACCUCUGCUUGUUUUACAUUUGUAUACACAGGGCAUGAUGAUGUCUGCACUAUCUUGAGUUCAUAUGCAUGAUACAUUGCAAAAAUACUUUGCAUAUUAUACAUACAACGGACAAAAUGUAAUCAUUUGUAUGGGGUAUGGUGGCCAUUGGCUCAACUUACCCCAUGCUACAAGGAUGCAUUUUCACGAUAGGUUUAGGACCUCAUAUUGUAGCUUAUAGAGACCCCAACUGAUGUACAAAACAAUCUUACAGCUAUCUACUUUGGUUUAGAUACAAGCAUCAUGAAACCUAUAACCAAUAAAUGUAUUAAACUUUGUGAAAAUCUGUUUUUGGGACCUAACUUGCUUACCACUUUUUCCAUGUGGUUUCUUCCUUCACAGACUCCAUGAAAUGAUGGCCUCUUCCUAAAUAUUUGGUCACAUGAUGGAUCUUAUGUAUGGUUUCGUAGAAACAAGGGGUGGCUUAACUAAACCUUUGGCUCAACUUACCCCACUCUCCCCUACAUAUUUUAUUUCAACCUUGAUAUAGUGAAUGAUCAAAUGAAAAUGAAUAUCACAGAAAUGAACAUUCUACUUGAAAUAAUUGAUAUUAACAGAACAGGGCUGUGCAUAUUUUGAGCAGGUUCUCAAAAUGAAGGGGAUAAAAUACUCAAAAUUCAUGUCUCGAAAUUCAUAACAUAGCCUACUAACUGCCUCUGUAGCGAUUUUGUACUUUUUUGUUGUUGUUGCAUAGGCCUAUUUAUUUCUGCAACAACACUCAUCAUCACAAAUUGUAAGCAAGCUAGUUAAAGUGCCUCCUAAAGGCAUGACUGACAUCAGGUAAAGAGGUUGGGCUAUCAGCUGAUCAUUGAUGAUUCAUGUAAAUCUGCUUUUUAGCUAGCUCCAUAUUUAAUUUUUUACUGAUUUUGAUUUGUCUUCAAUGCUCUUAAAUAAUAACUUCAUAAUUUAAUAUUCAGAAUCUUUUAACUCAUGAUAUACAGCAUGGCUGGCUAGUGGCUUGUGUGUAUAUUUUAGUAUAUGGUGGUUAGCAAGAGUCCAGACUACCUGUGUUGCUGCUGCCUCUUAUCCAGAGCGACUUACAGUUAGUGAGUGCAUACAUUAUAUAUAUAUAUUUUUUCAUACUGGCCCCCCGUGGGAAUCGAACCCACAACCCUGGCGUUGCAAACGCCAUGCCCCACCAACUGAGCUACAUCCCUGCCGGCCAUUCCCUCCCCUACCCUGGACGAUGCUGGGCCAAUUGUGCACCGCCUCAUGGGGUCUCCCGGUCGCGGCCGGCUACGACAGAGCCUGGAUACGAACCAGGAUCUCUAGUGGCACAGCUAGCACUGCGAUGCAGUGCCUUAGACCACUGCGCCACUCGGGAGUUAUGCUGCAGCCACUGUGGCAGUACUGUUGACAUUUAAACUAGGUAGCUUGCUACCAGUGGAGGCUGCUGAGGGGAGGACGGCUCUUAAUAAUGGCUGGAAUUGAGUGAAUGGAAUGGCAUCAAACCAUGUGUUUGAUGUAUUUAAUACCAUUCCACUGAUUCUGCUCCAGCCAUUACCACGAGCCCAUCCUCCCCAAUUAAGGUGCCACCAACCUCCUGUGCUUGCUACACACACUCGACAGGUGACCGCAUCUUAAGCCAUGCAGGUUUGGAUACCGGGCGCGCACAAUCUCAUACAGGCCAGACUAGGGAACAGGCGCAACCGGCGUACAGGGCAGACCAACAGGCACAACCAACCAAUGAACGGGGUGGGGGUUGGCGAACUUGAGACGUCACGACGAUUUGCGGGCAGUGGGUUCAGAACAAUAACAACAAAAACUGUAUACAAAAAAAUAUAUAAUUAUAACACUACGAGUGGGAGGGCAAAGGGGCAGGUGCUCAGGCACAAGUAAUCCCCUAUCUGUGUACGUGCCUGAUACAGAAUAAAAUAACAUCGGGUAAAUCCAUUUGAAUUCAAUCACUUUUUGACAGCACCCCUUUUUGAUUUGAACAAAACCUUCGAUACUAUUUGUCAUUGUAGAAGGGCUCAGAAAGGGACCUGAAUACCAAAACAUUCAAGAGAUAAAGGUGCUCAAAGUUGACCUAUUUUGUAAACCCCACCAUACCAUGAGACCUCCAUGUCUUCAUCACUGGAAAAGAUAAACGGUUGAGAUUGAUAUGAUUUAAAAGCAUACACACAGGGUUGUCAAACUAUUUUAUAAUUUCUUGAGAAAAAUGCUUUUAAAUAAAUAUUGUCAUUUUUUUUACUUUAAACAUCAAUUCAUCUAAAAAAUCUUUCAUAUUUGCACAUAUUGUAGCUUAGACCCUAUUUUACAUCAUCUGACUUUUUUAUGUUGUGCCUGCCAUUGGUUGAGACACAACAUGCUCUUGAUUACAGGGUGAGUGUCAUGUUUUGGCAGAUAAAUGUACUAAAAUUGAAAAUUCUACUUUCAAAUAGUACCACAAAGAUGGUCAGAGAAUGUUGACUUGAAUGGGAAUAUUUGUUGUUUUAAAUUAUACUGUCAAUCCUCCAUAUGAAACCUAUUGAAAUCAUAGAAAUAUAGAUCAUAGAAUAGACCUUACCAUUUCAGUUGACAUUCGACAAUGGGUGGACAGGCAGCCAUCUUUGUGGUAGUAAUUAGAAGUUAACAUUUCAAUUAAAUUUAAAUGUCAAUUGUGUACCAGCUAAAUUGCAGAGGUCUGAAGGGAUAGGUCCAUUCUAUUAAUUAUAUUUCUAUGAUUGAAAUGACACCCCACCCUGUAUUCAAGAGCAUGUUGUGUCUCAACCGAUCAAGGACACAACACAAAUACCUUAUAUUAUGGAAAGUAGGGCCUAAGCUACAACAUAUGUGAAUAUGGAAGAAAAAAAAUUAAGUGAUGAAGACAUGGAUGUCUCAUGGUAUGGUGGGGCAGGGGCGCAACAUUCACUAGGGAUUGCAUUUUUGCCCCCCCCCCCCCCCCCCCAGUUUUAUCAUUGCACUGUGAUACAAAACGCUGCACCGGUGUGCUUUAGGACCAUGCGGACGCCUCAGAGCGGUCUGGUAGUCUGUUUUCCGGUUUCAGCCAGCUGGAUUUAGGACCACACGGACACCACAGAGCAGAGCAUGAGGACAGGCAUAGCUUCUGAAAGGCUGCCGUAUAGGACCAGCACAGGAGAGAUGAACAGAGGCAGCUGCUGUCUGUGUCCUGCUUUCGUUUUACAAGCAAGCAGAGCAGAAACUGGCUACUCUUUAGUUGACUGAUCUAGCUGGCAAGGUAACUGCUGUUUGACAGAGAAAAAGUAUUUAUUCCCAGUGCUGAGCUAGUAGUGUAACUGACAUGUUACGUUAGCUAAUGUUUCACACUGACACGGUAUAAACAGCUCUACAGUCUUCACUGUCAUGGUGCACAGUCAGUACACAACACUAUGCUCAUCAUGUCUUAGCAGGAUCAGAUGGUGACAGGUGUCCCUGAAGGGUCACACAGGCAGUGAAGACCAGUCUAUGGAGCUCAUGUGAAUUUUGCAGUAUAUUAUAACAAUCAGUAAAUGGAUACAAAGUUCCACCUUAAGUUGAUGGGUAGGCUACAGUCUGGGAUCUGGGAAUAAUGGUCAUUUCAAUUAUUUAACCAUUGAUUCUAUUCAUGGAUAAUGUAAUGUAUAAAUGUACACCAAGGUAAUUAUUCUGAGCAGGAUCAGAUGGUGACAGGGGUCUCAGCAGGGUCAGGCAGCCAGGGAAGACCAGUCUGUGACGGUGCAGAGGUGAACUUUUGCAGAUGCAACACUUUAUUCUCUCAGUUCAGCAAACACUGGACAAGCAAGAAGCUUCAAAGAUUGAAACUAUUAAGUUGAUUUCCAAAUUGUAUCAAGGGUUGAUAGAGGCUUUUCCCGAUGACACAAAACAUGUAAAACUAAAAUGUGAGGAAGACCUGGGAGACACUGAAUGGAUGAAUGGAUACAGAUAUGUUAGAAUGCCCAGUCAUGUUCAUAUAAUCUCAGACAUAAAUCACUGCAGUUUAAGACCAUCCAUAGAACAUAGCAUAUGCCAAUGAAACUGAAUAUCAUGCACUCAGAAAUGUAAUUCUAAUGUUUGAGGUGUAAACCACAAAAGGGGACAUACAGUACCAGUCAAAAGUUUGGACACACCUACUCAUUCCAGGGUUUUUCUUUAUUUUUACUAUUUUCUACAUUGUAGAAUAUAGUGAAGACAUCAAAACUAUGAAAUAACACAUAACACAAAAAAGUGUUAAACAAAUCAAAAUAUAUUUUAGAUUUUAGAUUCUUCAAAGUAGCCCCCCUUUGCCUUGAUGACAGCUUUGCACACUCUUGGCAUUCUCUCAACCAGCUUCACCUGGUUGAGUUCCCACAUAUGCUGAGCACUUGUUGGCUGCUUUUCCUUCACUCUGCGGUCCAACUCAUCCCAAACCAUCUCAAUUGGGUUGAGGUCGGGUGAUUGUGGAGGCCAGGUCAUCUGAUGCAGCACUCCAUUACUCUCCUUCUUGGUCAAAUAGCUCUUACACAGCCUGGAGGUGUGUUGGGUCAUUGUCCUGAUGAAAAACAAGUGAUAGUCCCACUAAGCGCAAACCAGAUGGGAUGGCGUAUCGCUGCAGAAUGCUGUGGUAGCCAUGCUGGUUAAAUGUGCCUUGAAUUCUAAAUAAAUCACUGACAGUGUCACCAGCAAAGCACCAUCACACCUCCUCCUCCAUGCUUCACGGUGGGAACUACACAUGCGGAGAUCAUCCGUUCACCUACUCUGCGUCUCACAAAGACACGGCGGUUGGAACCAGAAAUCUCAAAUUUGGACUCAUCAGACCAAAGGACAGAUUUCCACCGGUCUAAUGUCCAUUGCUCGUGUUUCUUGGCCCAAGCAAGUCUCUUCUUAUUAUUGGUGUCCUUUAUAUUUACAUUUUAGUCAUUUAGUAGACGCUCUUAUCCAGAGCGACUUACAUAUAUAUAUUUUUUCAUACUUUAGUAGUGGUUUCUUUGCAGCAAUUCGACCAUGAAGUCCUGAUUCACGCAGUCUCCUCUGAACAGUUGAUGUUGAGAUGUGUUACUUGAACUCUCUGAAGCAUUUAUUUGGGCUGCAAUUUCUGAGGCUGGUAUUCUAAUGAACUUAUCCUCUGCAGCAGAGGUAACUCUGGGACUUCCUUUCCUGUGGCGGUCCUCAUGAGAGCCAGUUUCAUCAUAGCGCUUUUUUUUGCGACUGCACUUGAAGAAACUUUCAAAGUUCUUGACAUUUUCCGUACUGACUGACCUUCAUGUCUCAAAGUAAUGAUGGACUGUCGUUUCUCUUUGCUUAUUUGAGCAGUUCUUGCCAUAAUAUGGACUUGGUCUUUUACCAAAAAGGGCUAUCUUCUGUAUACCACCCCUACCUUGUCACAAGACAACUGAUUGGUUCAAAUGCAUUCAGAAGGAAAGAAAUUCCACAAAUUAACUUUUAACAAGGCACACCUGUUAAUUGAAAUGCAUUCCAGGUGACUACCUCAUGAAGCUGGUUGAGAGAAUGCCAAGAGUGUGCAAAGCUGUCAUCAAGGCAAAGGGUGGCUACUUUGAAGAAUCUCAAAUAUAAAAUCUAUUUUGAUUAGUUUAACACUUUUUUGGUUACUACAUGAUUCCAUAGGUGUUAUUUCAUAGUUUUGAUGUCUUCACUAUUAUUCUACAAUGUAGAAAAUAGUAAAAAUAAAGAAAAACCCUGGAAUGAGUAGGUGUGUCCAACUUUUGACUGGUACUGUAUUUGCACAUGUUAUGAUCUUGUGAAGGCUGGCUGAAUUCUGGCAAAGAGUAUGUUCUUUUAUCUCACCAUGUCUACAUAUUCUCCCUUCUCCCUGUUUUUGUUUGCUUGGAAAUGUUGAUACUGGAGACUGUUUUCAGGAGAAACUGUGUAACCUACCAUUUAUAGCGGCUAAGAAAUGCAUUCCCAUUAAUUGGAAGGUUGGUUAUCCUCCCACAAUGGAUGGAAGAAAUGUUGAGUUAUGUAUCAUUAGAUUUUAUUUAUUACAAGAUUAAGGGUAGGUAUACUGUGCAACUUUCAUAACGUCUGGAUGCCUUAUAUGGAAUACUGUACGACAAAAGGAGUCUAAAUUGAAAACAUGCCCAUGUCAGGGGAGAUACCUAUUUAGGCAAUCCUUAGCUGCUGGGCUGCUCAGUCCUGGCCCUGGGGGUCUGCCGUACUGUUGGUUGUCACUCUGGCCAAGAUCCUAAAGCUGAAUGGGGUGUGUUGGGUUGCUGCAGGGUCGUGUACCGCUAGGGUCAGGACGGGGUGACCCAGCUAUAUUGUGUGCAAGUAAAAAUAGCUCUACAGUACUUUUAGGCCUAUGAUAUGAAUUAUAUGGAGGGUGUACUGUUUCUGUGUGUUAAUGUGUAGGUGUAUGUGUUGUUUUAUCAAACUUUUGUUUUCCAAACCUUUCCCUUGAGACAUAAAAAAAGAUGGGAAGGAAGCUGUGUUGGGGAGAGAGUUGAGUUAUUGACUAGACUGGUGGGGGUCUGUCGUGCAGGUGGCUCAGGGCAGCUGGGCGGUCUGGCUGAAAUUUGAUAGAGGAUGUCUUAAUAAAGGCAAUCAAAAGUAUUUGUAAUUUAUUUGUAAGAGUUGUUCAUUUGUUAGGCUAUUGGUUAAAGGUGCAACACAAUAUUGAUUAUUAGUUCAGUCUUAUCAAUCACUUAAACAUAUUUGAUAAUGAUCUCUUACCUAGCUUGAUGACUGUGGGCAUUUGUUUUUUCUAAAUAGAGACGUCUAGAAGGGUCAUGGGUCAUAUUAGAUUUAGUAGAAAUGCAGGAAAUGAGCUUUAGAUGCCCCAAAUAAUGGGAGGACCCCCAGACCCCCCGUGGGGUGGGGUAUGCAAAGUGGGUUAACUUUGAGCACCUCUAUCUCCUAAAUGCUUUGGCAUUCAGAUCCAAAAAGUCACUUUAUGACCACUUCUUCCAUGGGCAAACAUGUCUGGAAAGUUUUGUUUCAAUCAAAAGGGAUGCUGUCAAUUUUUUUAUUUAUUCAAAUGGAUUUACCCCAUGACUGCAUUCUUCAUUCACAGAAAAGGCAGCUAUCCGACCAGCUAGAAGCAUGGACUCUUUGUGCUCUCUGCCAACAGGUGGGGCUGAAUGCACUACAUUGCAUACAAAAUACUUUCGUCAUCGUGAAAUCUACUCACAGCAGUUCUCUCUUUUAAACAAUUCUUCAUUGUAGCAUUUGCUCUGUAAAUAAGGCUGAGAAGAUGUGUAUCUAACAAUUAGUUUCACAUUUUAUUUCCAACACACAGAUGAUGACAAGGCAGGAAAUUUCAACUCAGCAGGCGAGGCCAACGGUUUCUUUGCACCAGGCAUAAAAUCCAGAACACUUGGAUCUGACUCGCUUUAUGACCUCAGUGAACACCAGAGGUGGGAGUUUGAGAUGAAGAAAUCGAGUGAGGCCACAGGUUGCAGCAGCCCUAAAAUGAAGAGAAGGGGCUCUCCAAGCGUCUCACCACCACAACAGAAGGCUCUACCUGAACAACUGAAGGUUUUCAAAGGCGAUGACCUCAGCAGCUGCCAGCCCACCUCUCCUAAGAACAGGAGGAUGCUGUAUUCUGGCUCCACCCACAGCAGCACAUCCAGGCCCUCCUUCCCAGGAAGCCUCUUCCCAGAGUCCUCCCCUAGGCAUCAGCGCAAGGCUCUCAACAUAUCAGAGCCCUUUGCUGUGUCCGUGCCCCUGAGAGUGUCUGCAGUCAUCAGCUCCAACAGCACCCCCUGCAGGGCAACAGGGAAAGAGAGGCCUGCUGCAGCUGCCCUGAAACCCAGCAGAGAGACCUCCCAGUCAGAGCAGAGUGAUAGCAGUGGCGGCUCAAGUUACAGAGAGCACCCCCUUGUAGAGAGCAGAAUUGGGAGUGAGAGCAGUAUCUACAGUAACAGCAGCUCAACCCCUCUGGAAAAGGAGGCGAGACCAGUAGAGGAGAGGAGCAGAGAGGAGGCAGCUUCCAAAAGGGUGCCAGAAGGUAGGACAUUUUCACCUGAUAACAUAGAAAAAAGCCUGUGAGUCUGUGUGUGUGCAUGCACUCAGAUUGAAAACCUUCCUCAUUAUCCAUGGUAACAAUGUCUAUUAAUAAAAUAAUUACAUAUCUAUUUAUGUUAUUAGUUUCCGGAAGUGAAGGAGAGGUGAAAGAGGUUCAAGGGAAGGUGGAAGUAUCUGACCUGAGACAGUCUUCCACUCCCAACACAAGAGAGGAAGAUAAAGAGAAACAGCAAUCUCCUGGGAAUCAACUGGACAACCAGCCAGCACCACAGCAUGAGCCAAAAGAACUGACACAACUGGUAUGUUUAAUCUCCAGUUUAGCUCUGAGCUUCAUCACAUAUAAUAUACCAAGAAUAAUACAAUGACAAUGGCUGUCGCUUUAUUAGGGCGUUUGUGAUUAAUGUUUUGCAGGAUAUGGGAUCUGUACCUAUCAAGGAAGAACUAUGGUGUGAACUCCAUCUUGAGCUGAAAAUCACUGAGCCUGAGCUUGACAUUAUGGAAGAGGAGUUUAUGCCUGUUUUUUGUUCCACCAAGAACACUCGUGAGGAUAUUAAGGCAAAAAGAAGAAGCAGCCUUCCAACUCACUCGUUAUUGUAUAAGGGACAGCCUUUGAUGCCCGCCAAGCCUGCAUUGACUGAUCAGAGUGCUUCUACUGUAGCACAUUCAGCAGGAAAGAACUCCUCAGACACACUAUUUCCAUUUGACAAAACAUUCAAUUUCAUGGUUGGCACAGAUAUGAAAAAUACACCUCUACAUGCUGCUGAUUCAACAGAUAUAACAGAAAACAAACCACACAUUUCCCCCAAAUCUAAGCUCACAGAAACAGAUAAACCCAUCAGCAUCAAGCCACGACUUGUGGUUCCUCACCUUGCAGAGCCAAGUUUACAUUUUACUCAACAAAGCCAGGUCAUAAAACAUUUGCAGCCAGGGGAUGACAUAACAGACAUAGGCAUGUCUGUAGCAGAGAAAGGAAAAGAGCCAUCGUGGAAAAGUAAAAGUCAAGAUGGGGUCAAAGGGUUUUCCCAUGAUGAUGGAAAGAAUGCUUUGUCAGUUGUCAUGGGAGGCAUUGAGAGGCUUUCAAUAUGUUUGGAGGAAAGGCCCCACACCUUGGGGCUACCACACCAAGACGAUGAGGAUGGAUGUGGAGGACACUCUGAAUUGGAGGACCUGGAGGAGGAACCUUGGGAGGAGGUCUUAAGCUCCACCAAACAGUGGGUAACCAGUCCUCUUCAUUCACCCACAUUUACAGAUUUGUUUGUAAAACUAGAUGUGUCAUCAUCUUGUUCUGUGGGAGAAGGUUUGAGCUACAAAGAUCUCAACGUUCCUCCUCAAUCUAGAGACGACAAACCAACAAAUGGAUCAUGUCCCGUUAGGAGCAUAGAAGUGUUCCCAGAAAAUAGCUCUCUAGCAUGCAGCGGCAAAACAGAGACCAAAAUCACACAUAUACUUCCCUUACCCUCCAAAACCACCCUGGUCAGUGAUGACCCAACGCGACCACACAGAGGGACCAGCUGCACAGCUGCACAGCAAAACACCACCUCCUCCCAGAGAUUUCACAGACAGACAUCUUAUGAAGCAUCUUAUUCAGAAAAAACUGGGCAGAACAGCUUUUCCAAACACAGGCCCUACUCACUCAAUUGGGAUUUAGGACUUCGAUGCAUCAGAGACAUUUCCAAUCAGCAAAACCUUGAAUCAGCUGAGUUGUCCUCCAUUCAGAGAGGGGCAGUGACCCCGUCUGGGACCAAAUCCAACGGCCUGUCAAAGGAACUGGAACUGUUCCUGAGCGAUCGUCAGGCCCCUGUGCGCCGGAACUCCGCCCCUGUCAGUGUGUCGUCUGUCAGGACGGCCUUCAUGAUAAAGACUUGCCAGGCCAAAGCAGUGCCUGUCAUCCCCCCAAAGGUGCAGUACAGCCACAUACCUCAUCCCACGCACAAUAAGGGCUCUGUUGCAGGAAAGGAACCAGAGAAAGAACUCACAAAAACCAGGGGAGAGAAACUAGAUACUGUACCUCUUCUUGCGUCUAUCAGGGAUCUUAAGGAGGAGUUGGAGAAUAAGGAGCCAACCCCCAAAUCCCAAAUAAGGCAGGCUAUUGCAGAGAAAUCUACAGAGACCAAUAAAACCACACCUAUUUCAGACCCACCGGUGCUGAGGAGGAAACACUCCUCCAAUGCAGAGGCCUUUGCUGAUUGUCCAAGACCUGAACGGUCUACUGUUCUACAAAGACCAUCCUUUAGGAACCGCCAGAGACCACAGAGCCUCAUCUUGUUCAGUCCACCCUUCCCCAUCAUGGAUUACCCACCGCUAGGGGAUGAUGGCAAGCUCCUCCUCUCGCCCAUCAGAAGUCCAACUGAAACAUCAGCACUCGAUGUAUUUUCUAAAGAGAUGGCAGAGAAUCUCAGGACCCCAGAGGGGGUGACCCUGCGGAACAAAAUGACAAUACCCAAGAGUGGACAGAGGCUAGAGACCUCAACCAGCUGCUUUUAUCAGCCACAGAGGCGGUCCAUGAUAUUUGACAACAGGAGCCACAGGCAGAUUGAAUGA
Coregonus sp. 'balchen' is the source of this 16953-nucleotide messenger RNA. The record is from the annotation of a GenBank genome assembly. NCBI's taxonomy places the organism in Eukaryota, Metazoa, Chordata, Actinopteri, Salmoniformes, Salmonidae.